UUGGCAGCUUUGGCACCAGUUUGUCAGUGUAGCAAGCUGUGACUGGCACCAUGGCGAGGGUCUUUCGUUCGCCGCGAUUUCAAUACGUGGCGCAAGAGAGGCUACAUGCGACGCCACUGGUACGGAACAUAUCGCUGUCAACUCCAGUGGGUGAAGAUGAUGAAGGGUAUGGUGCUGUUGCCCGGGCACCUCGGAGUCAAGGACCUAGCAGCAUUGGCACCCUCAUCAACGGCGGAUUGUGCGUGUGGUUCAUCCUUUGCCUUUGCCUUUGCCUUUGCCUCAUUUAUGCAGUUCAUGUUGGUUAUAACGUUGCCGUGUCUGACCAAGUCCUUGAGCACGACCCCUCCUGCAAUAUCGACGGAUACAAGAAAGUAGAACGGGACUUGAAAAAGUUGGGUAAAAGUGCAGAGGGCAUUAAGGCUUACUUUGAUGAUGACCGCUGGUAUUGUGGAAAGGAUGAAAAAACAUUGGAUUCUCACAACUACCGGAGCUGUGUGCGAGAUUGCAUUGAGGAAGCACUCCAAUCCAAGUUCGACAAAGGUCUGGGCGAUGCGAAAGUGAAGCAACGAUUGACACAUUGCGUGAAGAGGUGCAACGAAAAGUUCAGUCAACCGAGCGCAUCGAAUGAUUCGAAUGCGACAAACUUCACCGGAACUUCAAUUUGAGAAGGCAAAUGAGACAGAAGGAUUGUGAGCAUGGCGAGUCGUUCAGGAACCCCGCACUCAGGGUACAAAUCUUUGAGGUGUGGAAUGGCAGCUGGAGC
Molecule: messenger RNA, 763 nt
Organism: Durusdinium trenchii
Lineage: Eukaryota; Dinophyceae; Suessiales; Symbiodiniaceae
Source: the annotation of a GenBank genome assembly